UGGUUUUUUGAAGUGUUUCGACCAUGACCAAUGCGUCUUUUAAAAGCGUUUCAACCGUGAUCGUCCCCUGUUCCAAAUGUGACCAUCUUGUCUUUUGUUUAUGUCCAAAUCUUUUUUAUGUCCCGCCCUACUCUCUGUGUGUCCUUCUCUCCUUUUAAGACACAUUGGAUAAGAUAGUCUGAAAUACCUGCCUGGAGAAUGAAAGGUCGUAUAAUCAUGGGAGGACAGCCUUUGAACAUAGGAGAUACUGGAAGAAAAGAUUUAGAAAAAGGGAGAGAUGAUGAGAAAAAUGUUAUAAAUGUAGGCCCCCAACAAAAUAUACAAGAAUAUGGUAAAACUCGAUGGCCUAGAGACAACCCAGUAUCUCAGAAAUAUCGAGAGGCUUAUGAUUUCGUACAACAGACUUUCAACUGCACCUACAUACGAGUUAUACGUGGAGAUAACUAUUGUGGAAUCCGUUCCUGUAUAGUUCAACUGCUAAUAAAUGGAAUUACAAUAAAACAGGAAUUUGCUACACCAGAAAUUGUAAAGAAUCUUUUAAACCAAUAUUUGGAGGAACCAGAAUGGGAACUAAAAAGGUGGUCUUUUGCCAGGCGUUUAAACUACACUGAUGUGAAAGAAAUGCUGUUUUCUUGUAUUGAUGAAUUUUACUCACAGCAUAACUUAGCUUUAGAGAUGGACAAGACAGAGAGAGAAGACUGGGUGGAGGACCUCUUAAACAGAGAACCAAUUGUCGAUAUAAAAAUAAUGGAAGCUGCCAAAUUACUUAUGUUGCUUGAUAUAAUUGACAUUUAUAAAAACCAACAAGCUGUUGAUUAUCCCUUCUUUGUCCAGUUUAUAUUUGCUCGUGACACAUCUCACACUCCUGCGGACUUGUUAAAAAACAUUUUGAAUGCAGUCGGAGACAAUGAUGGCUUAGAACAGAUUGAUAUGUGCCUCUUAGGACAUGCGCUCGGUGUACAAAUAACGGUGCCUCGUCUAUAUCGAUAUGGGAGAGAGGAUUUUAUACUAAAAUUUCCUGAUUUGCCGGACAAAAACUGGGACAAGGUGUAUCUCAUUACCGAAGACGAUAGACAUUACAACAUUAUAAUAAAAGAUAACUGAGAAGAGACAA
Octopus bimaculoides (California two-spot octopus) is the source of this 1114-nucleotide messenger RNA. RefSeq names its product ubiquitin thioesterase otulin-like. Gene Ontology annotation, biological process: protein linear deubiquitination. Gene Ontology annotation, molecular function: cysteine-type deubiquitinase activity. Gene Ontology annotation, cellular component: cytoplasm. NCBI's taxonomy places the organism in Eukaryota, Metazoa, Mollusca, Cephalopoda, Octopoda, Octopodidae. The record is from RefSeq and is a predicted model, not a curated record.